Bufo bufo (common toad) is the source of this 528-nucleotide messenger RNA. RefSeq names its product thioredoxin-like. Bases 69 to 389 code for a protein of 106 amino acids. The record is from RefSeq and is a predicted model, not a curated record. The transcript has 6 exons. Lineage: Eukaryota; Metazoa; Chordata; Amphibia; Anura; Bufonidae.
AAUGACAGUAGUUGGAGAAAGCUCUUAAGAGAAAGAAGUGAGCGUUGGUUUUCAAGGUUGUUUUCAAGAUGCCAAUUGAACAGAUACACAAUAAGCGAUUAUUGGAAGGAGUUUUGAGAGGUGCUGGAGAAAAACCUGUACCAAUUUCCUUCAUAUCUCCUAAAUGUGGGCAUUGCAAAAGACUAAUGACCUUUCUUGAAUCACAACAACAAAAGAUGCCUAAUGUUAUCUUCAGGAUCGUGGAUGUUGACGUUUCAAAAGAUCUGAUGAAUGAAUUUGGGAUUGACAGUGUACCAGUAACUUUCAUAUUCAAAAAUGGUGUAUUGAGAUGUAAAGUAAUUGGGGCCAACAUGGAGCUAUUGCUAAACAAUCUGAUGGAAAUGAACUGAUCUUUCAUCAGCUGCCAUUCAGUUUAAAUGGUCUAAAAGGGUUGUCCCAUGAAAAAUAUUUUACAUUUUCAAGCCUGAAUUUGAAUAAGUUUGUAAUGGCAUGUAAUAAAAAUCGAGUAUAGCAAUUGAGAUAUUCAAU